GGUUUUCUGGCGCAUUCUGGAUAUUUUGGGGAUAUUUUAGUGUCUUUUUUUAACCCUCUCCAAAUUAGCCGUCUCUUGCCCCCUCCACACACUCGUCAGCCCACACACACUCUCGGGGUGUUAGGGACAGGGGCUGGGGGAAAGUGAGUAGAGACGCUAACACUGGCAUUAAAUUAAAAAUAAUAAUAGAUUAGAUACAUAAAAGAGAGAGAGAAUUAACAAAGACUUCCCCGGCGAAACAGGAGACGUGAGACCGUUGGACUGAUGAGGGGCUGAUGUCAACAUUCAUCUUGGAGGGCACCAUGGGGGUGUCCCUCAGCUUACUGCUGUUGGGCACCGUGUUUGUGGCUCUGUGUUCCUCCCAGGAGCCUCCUCAACCCACAGAUGUUUCUCUCCAGAAAACGCAGUUCGCCACCUCAUCUACCGUGGCCCAGUCUGCACUCAACCUAAGCACAGCCACAAGCGCUGUGGUGACAGCCCUGGGGACAUUAAGUCCGUCUGUUGGCAUAACAACCAUUGUUGGAGGGGGCACUCCCACCGCCCAGCCUCCUGUUGCUGCCCCAACCCCCUACCUGCCAUGGUCUGCUCCAUCUUCAGCCAGCAACGUCACAGAGGGUGACACAAACUCAACUGUCUCCUUUGCUGUGGCCCCUAAUGCCACCAGUGCAGCAAUCAUAGAAGAGUCCAGCACGUCGCCCCCUGCUGGAAUUCCCUCAGCAGACAGUGGCAGCACUGCAGGUGGGAGUGACAGCACAGAUGAGACUCCUAUCAUCGCAGUGACGGUAGCUCUGUCUUCCCUGCUCGUCAUCAUCUUCGUUGUCAUUGUGCUCUACAUGCUAAGGUUUAAGAAAUAUAAGCAAACUGGGAGCCACUCCAACUCCUUUAGGCUGCCAAAUGGUAGGGCAGAUGAUACAGAGCUUCAAAGUGUGCCCCUAUUGGCUCGCUCCCCUAGCACCAACAGGAAGUACCCGCCCCUUCAUAUUGACAAGCUGGAGGAGGAGAUGAACCAUCGCAUGGCAGAUGAUAACAAGAUCUUCCGGGAGGAAUUCAAUUCUUUGCCUGUAUGUCCUAUUCAAGCAUCCUGUCAUGCAGCAUCAAAAGAGGAAAAUAAAGAGAAAAACAGAUAUGUUAAUAUUCUACCCUAUGACCACUCAAGGGUGCAUCUGUCUUUGCUGGAGGGUGUCCCAGACUCUGACUUCAUUAAUGCCUCCUAUAUAAACGGAUAUCAAGAGAAGAAUAAGUUCAUUGCAGCUCAGGGACCCAAAGAGGAAACAGUGAAUGACUUUUGGAGAAUGAUCUGGGAACAGAACACAGCCACUAUUGUCAUGGUGACCAACCUCAAGGAGAGGAAGGAGUGCAAGUGUGCCCAGUAUUGGCCUGACCAGGGAUGCUGGACCUACGGGAAUAUCAGGGUGUCUGUGGAGGACGUGAUGGUGCUGGUUGACUACACCAUCCGCAAGUUCUGCAUCCAGCAGGUGGGUGAUGUCUCUGGAAAGAAGACACAGCGCCUAGUCAUGCAGUUCCAUUUCACCAGCUGGCCGGACUUCGGGGUACCUUUUACACCCAUCGGCAUGCUGAAAUUUCUCAAGAAAGUGAAGUCUUGCAAUCCCCAGUACGCUGGCGCCAUUGUGGUCCACUGCAGCGCGGGAGUAGGCCGCACAGGCACUUUCAUAGUCAUCGACGCCAUGCUGGACAUGAUGGCGACCGAGAGGAAGGUGGACGUCUUUGGCUUCGUGACACGGAUCCGUGCCCAGCGCUGUCAGAUGGUGCAGACAGAGAUGCAGUACGUGUUCAUCUUCCAAGCCCUGCUGGAACAUUACCUGUAUGGUGACACUGAGCUUGAGGUGACAUCCCUGGAAUCUCACCUGGCGAAGCUCUAUUCCCAGUGUCCUGGGGCUGGCUGCAAUGGUCUGGAGGCAGAGUUUAAGAAGCUGAUCUCCAUUAAGAUCCAGAAUGACAAAAUGAGGACAGGAAACCUGCCGGCAAAUAUGAAGAAGAACAGGGUCCUUCAGAUCAUUCCAUAUGAGUUCAAUAGAGUGAUCAUUCCUGUCAAGAGAGGUGAAGAAAACACAGAUUACGUCAAUGCCUCCUUCAUAGAUGGAUACCGACAAAAGGACUCGUACAUGGCCUGCCAGGGACCACUGCAGCACACCACUGAGGAUUUCUGGAGGAUGAUCUGGGAGUGGAAGAGCUGUUCCAUAGUCAUGUUGACGGAAUUGGAGGAGAGGGGACAGGAGAAGUGUGCCCAGUACUGGUCCAGCGAUGGGGUGAUGCCGUGUGGUGACGUGUCCAUUGAGCUGAAGCGAGAGGAGGAGUGUGAGAGUUAUACCAUCAGAGACCUCCUCAUCACGAACAACCGGGAAAAUAAAUCCCGUGCUGUGAGACAGUUCCACUUCCAUGGCUGGCCUGAGGUGGGAAUUCCAGCAGACGGAAAAGGCAUGAUCAGCAUCAUCGGAGCAGUGCAGAAGCAGCAGCAGCAGUCUGGAAACCACCCCAUCACUGUACACUGCAGUGCGGGAGCGGGGCGAACCGGAACAUUCUGUGCUCUUAGCGCGGUAUUGGAGAGGGUGAAGGCAGAGGGCAUACUUGACGUCUUCCAGACGGUCAAAAGCUUGAGGCUACAACGGCCUCACAUGGUGCAGACACUGGAGCAGUACGAGUUUUGUUAUAAAGUGGUCCAGGAGUACAUCGAUGCCUUUUCCGACUACGCCAACUUCAAAUAAAGGCAACGGCAAAUAAAUACAGAGGACGGACUUUCCUGCCCACGGCCCAUCGUCAGCGACACCAACCUGAGAGAAUAGAACGGCAUGGAAGGUGGAAGGACGGUGGAAGAAGCAAAUGAAACGAACUGUACGCUGCGCUAAAUGCACACAUGCCUGUUUGAAUGUUUUCUAAUUUGAUCCUUUCCCAUUUUUGCCAAUGUACUUACGAUACAUUUGAGUUUAUUAUUAUCUUUUGAGAUUUCUGAUGAACACGUAUACAGGAUUUUCCAAUAACCAAGACGGGCAAGUUCAUGUUAAAUAGAACAUCCAGAAAGACCUGGUACCUUAUGAAAUAGAACGGAAAGAUGUUCAGUGUUAUGAAUCUGGCCAUAUGUGAAGGGUUAUAUGGGAUUUAUGUUCACUUUCAGUCACUAGACAAACUUUGAUUUCAGAUGCAAAGAGAUCUAUUUUUUUAUGUAGCAGUAGUUUUGAAAAUUACAGGAUCUCUGUAAAUACCCUUAUAUUUUUUUCUUAUACCAAAAGAAAAAUGAUAGUACAGUAAGUGUAAGAAGAUCAACCUAAUGAUAUACUGCAGGGUUGUGUCGCUGUAAAGAAAAGAGCUGCAGAGUGUGUAGAAAAAAAUGCCCUUUAGCAAAGGCCUGUAUGAUCUACAUGAACUUAUUUUGUAAAUAGAUUUCUAUAAGCCCUCCAUCCCUGCCUGCCCCCAUCAGGACAGAAAGAGCUAUGUGUCUGCUGGAGGUAUGGCAUCAUCUUCUGCUUUUAUAUAGAAGGUGGUUAGAUGUUAACUAAAUACCCUCAAUUACCACAAGGUUCCUUAUUAGCCAUAUUGGCCGAUGCUGACUUGUUACCUGAAGAGUAUGAUCCAGUUUCACUGAAAAAGACCUAAAAGUGCAACCGUCACCCGUCUGGCAGUGUCAGACAUUGGUAUACAGUAGGUCUAAAUUAAAUUGGACCCAGUGCCUUCUUCUCACACAAAACACCCCUCUACUUUCCUACCUUUACAAUAUUAACAUUUGCUGUUGGCUGUGUUUUUUUUUUUUAUCUAACAAACUGAAUAGAAAGCAGCAUAAUUGGAAACUGACUCAGUACUUUGAUUACGUUACUAAUAUUUGGUCUUCCUGAUCCAGCCAAACCAGUGGGUUUUGUUGGGCCUAUCAUCACUGCACAUUAUUUAUUUACAUUUAUAAUCUCCAGAGGUCAUCUGUGCAGCUUGAUGUUUGUUUGGAAUGACUCUGUACAGGGAGGAAAAUAAUAUAAGCUAAUUGUUUUACUUGGUGGGGAAUAUGGGGACCAAACAGUAUCAUGGGUACAUCAACAGCAGGUUGCGACGAUAAAGGGAUGCCCUUUUUUGGUUUGGUUUACAGUUUUGGUCUUUGGUGCUGAUGAAAUCAUUUGUGGGUUUGUAUAGUUGUAUGCUUCCUCACAUGUGAUCCAGAAGAGUUCAGUGUUUUGGAGGUUCCGAUUCUCCUGCAGAUAUCGCUGUGCCAUAACAGCAUAUGCUCUAUAUUCACCCUGACGUGAGUAUGUGUGUGACCACCAGUGGCCUUACGCCAGCAGUCCAAUGCCGUUCGUGGGUGUGCAUGUGUGUAUGAACACUGCACACAUACUACAGUCCUACUGUUUACAUGUGAUGGAAAGUUGUACAAGUGUUUCUGCCUGUGAAAGACCCCAGUGUGACAGUUUCCUUUUUGAAGCAUACAAAUCUGGACAUAUCACGAUAUAAUUCACAGCUGAAUUGUUGGUACUAAAGAAAUGGCAUUUUAAGAAAAUUAAGUUUUUGUGUUGUCUGUGACAAAACACUUUCAUUAUCCAGAACUUUCAUUUUCAUGCUUUUAUUUAUAUUUUCUGGAUUCUUUUUAAAAUUGUCCAUGCGCCUGAUUCCCUGUUCAGUUUUAUUUCCUAAUUGUUCCUCUCGUGUCUCCAUAUCAUUAAGUUUUUACAUUAUCCCGGUUUUAUUUGGCCCUUUAUAGAGUAUUUUAUUUAGUGUAUUUCCAUUAAAGUACUCCCGGGUUGUGUGGAUAAAUGAAACAGGCUUCAGCAAGCAAGACGGACACCAAGCAGAACGUCGCUCAGUUAAUAUCUGUGAGCGAUGCGGGGAGCUCGGUAAACCCCUAGCUGUCUGUACAUACUGUAGGCAUAUUUAUAUUUCUUUUGUGUCCAGUGGCUUGCUACUCAUUUUUUUUAAAGAAAAGAAAAAUAUAUUUUAAAUGCAAUGGGACCAUUUUAAAUUGUAUUAGACCUUUGGUUAUUUGGGGUCCAGACACCCAAUGCUGGAGCCCUUUUGUAUUCGCUGUAUUAGUUUCAUUUGGUAUUGUUGUCUUAUAUAUUUUUUGUUUCACAUUUCGUUUGAUAGUGUUUUAAUCAGAGCUAAGUGUGUGUAUGAAUUAUGAAAUAUAAGCACACUGAAAUAAUAUGCCUCUCUGAACAGAAAUUGUCCAUCGUAUUAAAAGUGCUUAAUAAUAA
This is a messenger RNA of Paramormyrops kingsleyae, 5186 nucleotides long. Its product is annotated as receptor-type tyrosine-protein phosphatase alpha-like. Gene Ontology annotation, biological process: protein dephosphorylation. NCBI's taxonomy places the organism in Eukaryota, Metazoa, Chordata, Actinopteri, Osteoglossiformes, Mormyridae. Gene Ontology annotation, molecular function: protein tyrosine phosphatase activity. The record is from RefSeq and is a predicted model, not a curated record.